Pochonia chlamydosporia 170 is the source of this 1965-nucleotide messenger RNA. RefSeq names its product 6-phosphofructo-2-kinase 1. Gene Ontology annotation, molecular function: ATP binding; 6-phosphofructo-2-kinase activity. The record is from RefSeq and is a predicted model, not a curated record. Gene Ontology annotation, biological process: fructose metabolic process; fructose 2,6-bisphosphate metabolic process. Bases 1 to 1965 code for a protein of 654 amino acids. Gene Ontology annotation, cellular component: cytosol. The transcript is spliced from 3 exons. Lineage: Eukaryota; Fungi; Ascomycota; Sordariomycetes; Hypocreales; Clavicipitaceae.
AUGCAAAACCAGUUUGGUGCCGCCUCGUCUCGCUCGUCAACCUCGCCCACGUCCUCAGAGCCUGACCAGCAAUACGCUGUUCAGCCUCCUUCGCUCUAUCAUCGAAAUGACACUCAAUCGCACGGAUCGACGCACCUCUAUUCCGUCUCCGCACCUCUACCUAUGCCCGCUAUGGCUUCGGCUGUCAGGAUGAUGAAUGACCUAACCGACACGCCGCCGUUGUCCCAGAGUGUCAAUUCCACUGCUCCCAACUCACCGCGCAUCCCACCAUUGCGCCAGAACUCGGGUAGCCAGACGCCCAGAGUACGGCCCCAUGCGACGACCCUCAACAUCCCUGGUAUGACCAGGUCGCGCGUCUCUCCCGACGGCAGAAUUCCCCAACGAGAUGUAGCAGCCAAGCUAGUCAUUGUCAUGGUUGGCCUCCCUGCCCGUGGCAAGUCAUACAUUACCAAGAAACUUCAGCGCUUUCUUUCCUGGCAACAGCACGAGUCUCGAAUUUUCAAUGUUGGGAAUCGGAGGCGCAAUGCUGCCGGUGUCAAAUCCUCAGUUCAUCCCGGGCUUGCGCCAGAACGCCAGCAAUUGGAUCCUCCGGUUGAAGCUGCCACUAUUCUACUGAACGGCAUGCCCGCUGCUGACGGCGAAAUUCCUCCCGAACAAGCAGAACCUACAACGCUAAACCUGAACGGAUCGGAGCAAGAGGAAGUAGAUCAGUCUGCCAAGUUCUUUGACCCGAGCAACGAGAAGGCCUCUGCAAUGAGAAACCAGGUGGCUAUGGAAACGUUGGACGAGCUCCUCGACUACCUUUUGAACCAAGGGGGUGCUGUUGGAAUCCUCGAUGCCACAAAUAGCACCAUCAAGAGGAGACAACAAAUUGUUGACCGAAUCAAGCAGCGGGAGCCGAAGCUUGGCAUUCUGUUCAUUGAAAGUAUAUGCAGAGAUCCCCAUCUCCUAGAGGCCAACAUGCGCCUGAAGCUGUCCGGUCCGGAUUAUCGCAACAAGGAUCCCAUGAAGUCAUUGGAGGAUUUCAGGGCCAGAGUUGCAGCCUACGCGAGUGCAUAUGUCCCCCUUGGCGAUUUUGAGGAGGAUAAUGACCUGCAGUACAUUCAGAUGAUUGAUGUCGGCAGCAAGCUUGUACAGCACCGACUGAAGGGGUUCCUCAGCAAUGGAAUUAGCACUUACCUCUCGAGCUUCAAUCUUUCGCCUCGGCAAAUUUGGAUCACUCGCCAUGGCCAAAGCGUUGACAAUGAGCUUGGCAAGCUGGGGGGUGACUCCAUCCUCACUGAGCGAGGUCAUUGUUAUGGCUUGGCAUUGUACAAGUUCAUGACCCAAAAACGCAAGGAAUGGCUCAUGGAGCAAAAGAGCAAGCUGGCUCAAGCCACCUUCCCGCCUCUGCCAGGUGACAAUACUCCUCCCUACCCAGACAUGCACAGAGACCUGGAUGAAAAGAACUUUUGUGUCUGGACCUCGAUGCUGCAGCGCAGCGUGGCAACUGCUGAAUAUUUUGACGCCGAUGAUGACUACGACGUCAAAAACUGGGAAAUGCUCAAUGAACUAAACACGGGCCAGUUUGAAGGCAUGACAUAUGAAGAGAUCGCUCGAAAGUACCCCGAGGAAUUCCAUAAGCGUUCUGCAGACAAGCUCAACUACAUCUACCCCGGUGUUGGUGGCGAGGGCUACCUCCAGGUUAUUAGCCGCCUUCGCGACAUGGUUAGAGAAAUUGAGCGCAUCACGGACCACGUCCUCAUUAUUGGACACCGCUCCGUUUGCCGAGUGCUCAUGGCCUACUUUAUGGACCUGACGCGAGAGGAUAUCACAGACAUGGAUGUGCCCCUGGGAAUGCUCUAUUCCAUUGAGCCCAAGCCAUAUGGCAUUGCCUUUCACGCCUACAAGUACAAUGAGGCAAACGGCUGGUUCGACGAAAUGCCCAACUACCGGCCCCAAAAGGCUGCACGUGGAAGCGUCUAA